Molecule: messenger RNA, 3627 nt
Organism: Juglans microcarpa x Juglans regia
Lineage: Eukaryota; Viridiplantae; Streptophyta; Magnoliopsida; Fagales; Juglandaceae
Product: pentatricopeptide repeat-containing protein At5g14770, mitochondrial
Molecular function (GO): protein binding
Source: RefSeq, a predicted model, not a curated record
GACGCUCUGUUUAGAAGAGUAGAGACCGGGGUGAUUGUGGCUUACGGUAGUUGUCGCGGGGGAGGUCCUGGGCGGCAUCAUGGUCCUUGGGUGGUUACUUCCAGAAGUGGGUGGCUCGCUGGUGUCACGGCAUGGCGCGAGUGCCUGGCAGAGGAAGAAGAAUUGACAGUCUGAAAUCGAGACACGGAGAGAGGAGAAAGGGAUCCAUUGUUUUAGGAGGUGUAAAAUACAACUAAACACCAAGUCCGGUUUGAAUUUUUUCACUAUAUUACUCUGCCUCUGUUAUCGGACGAAUGAAGGAUAUUUAGUGGAAAUCUGUCUUGACUGCUGCGAAUCAAAGCAAAAUGGUGCAGCUCUUGAAGAAGCAAACAAAGACUCUCACUUCCUUUACAUGUCUCUUCCAGUCUCUCUCUUUUUCUUCCUCCACCAAACACCCCAACCAUUCAUCAUACGUAAAACCCAAUCAAAAUCCACUUUCCUCUCUCACAAACGUCCUUCCUUAUCCCAGUAGCGACACAAAUGUCAUCCCCUUCUCAUCAUCAAAGACCCAUCUUUAUGCCUCCUUCUUCUGCACCCUCAUCCACCUCUACUUGACGUGUGGAAGAUUUUCCAAAGCCUCUCAAGCCUUCUUCUCUCUGCGAAACCACGGUAUCGUUCCCAUUGUGCCCUUGUGGAAUCGGCUACUAUACGAAUUCAAUGCCUCUGGUUUGGUUGAUCAGGUAUGGGUUCUUUACAAUGACAUGCUCGCUUGUGGGGUUCUGCCUAAUGUUUUCACCUUCAACAUAUUGGUUCAUUCUUGGUGCAAAGUGGGGAAGUUGGGUCUGGCAUUGGAUUUUCUUCGGAGUGCGGACGUUGAUACUGUUACCUAUAAUACUGUCAUUUGGGGGUUCUGUGAACAAGGAUUGGCUAAUCAGGCUUUUGGGUUUUUGUCAGAAAUGGUAAAGAGGGUGUAUCUAGAUUCUAUUACUGUAAACAUAUUGGUUAAUGGGUUUUGCAAAAUUGGGCUGGUAAAGCAUGCAGAGUGGGUCAUGGAUGAUUUAGUAAGUGGGGGGAUUCGUCGAGAUACUAUGGGUUUGAAUUCUUUGAUUAAUGGGUAUUGCAAAGCGGGGGAAGUUGACCACGCAUUCAAAUGGAUGGAGAAUAGGAAAAAUAACGGUUUUUUGCCUGACAUUGUUACUUAUAAUACUUUGAUAAAUGGGUUUUGCAAGAUGGGUGAUUUUGUUCAGGCCAAGAGUCUUAUCGAUGAGGUUUUGGGGUCUCAGACAAAUGAGGAGUGUGCGGUUUUGAAAACGGAGGAUAUUGAGGAUGGGGCUGACAGUGUGCAUUUGAAGCCGAACCUUAUUACAUACACUACCCUCAUCAGUGCAUCCUGUAAGCAGCAAGGGCUUGAGGAAGCACUUUCUGUGUACGAGGAAAUGGUUAUGAACGGGUUCUUCCCCGAUGUUGUUACUUACAGUUCCAUUAUGUAUGGCCUUUGCAAGCAUGGGAGAUUAGCUGAAGCAAAAGCUCUUCUGAUGGAGAUGGAGAAGAUGGGUGUGGAUCCCAAUCACGUCUCAUAUACUAUCCUUGUUGAUUCUCUGUUAAAGGCAGAAAGAGAUGUCGAGGCUUUUAUUCUUCAGAACCAAAUGGUAGUUCGUGGCAUUAUUUUUGAUGUGGUCACACUUAGUGCUUUUAUGGAUGGACUUUUUAAGGUUGGGAAAGCCAGUGAGGCUGCACGCAUGUUCAGAACAUUUUUGAAGCUUAACGUAGUUCCAAAUUCUAUCACCUAUUCUGCACUAAUUGAUGGGCUUUGCAAGUUAGGAGACAUGAAUACUGCAGAGUCUGUGCUGCAAGAAAUGGUGCAGAAGCAUGCUUUUCCAAAUGUUAUCACCUACUCCUCUAUCAUAAAUGGGUAUACAAAGAAAGGAAUGCUUGGUGAAGCUGUUAAUGCACUGAGGAAGAUGGUUCAGCAAAAUAUCUUGCCAAAUGCUUUUGUUUACGCAACACUAAUUGAUGGUCAUUUCAAGGCAGGUAAGCAAGCAGCUGCUCUUGAUCUAUAUAAUGAGAUGAAAGUGGGAGGAUUAGAAGAAAACCGUUUUAUACUUGAUGCUUUUGUGAACAACUGGAAAAGAGGAGGAAGCAUGGUGGAGGCUGAGGGACUAUUCAAAGGAAUGAUGUCUAGGGGCUUGUUGCCUGACCAAGUUAACUAUACGUCCUUAAUGGACGGCUUCUUCAAAGUUGGUAAGGAGUCAGAUGCUCUUAACAUGGCCCAAGAAAUGACACAGAGAAAUAUUAGGUUUGAUGUUGUUGCAUAUAAUGUUUUGAUUAACGGUCUAUUGAAGCUGGGAAAAUAUGAACUACAACCUGUUUAUACCGGAAUGAGAGAUUUGGGUUUGUCUCCAGACCAUGCUACUUACAACACCAUGAUUAAUGCUUAUUGUAAGCGGGGGAACUUCAAAAAUGCUUUUGAACUCUGGAAUGAGAUGAAGAGCCAAGGCUUGAUGCCAAAUUCAAUCUCCUCGAACAUUCUGAUUACGGGGCUUUGUGAAGAUGGUGAUAUUAAGAGAGCAAUGGACAUUUUGAAUGAAAUGUUGAUGCUGGGUCAUCACCCUACUUUAACCACUUAUAGAGUUCUGCUUGGUGCAUCUGCAAAGAGUAUGAGGGCAGAUUCAAUUUUGCAUAUGCAUGAGCAACUAGUAGGUAUGGGGCUUAAACUUGAUCGGGCGGUUUAUAACACUCUCAUCACUACCUUAUGCAGGCUAGGGAUGACCAGGAAAGCCACAUCAGUAUUGAAAGAUAUGACACAAAGAAGGCUUGAAGCAGAUACUAUUACUUACAAUGCCCUUAUACGUGGGUAUUGUGUAAGCAGCCAUGUAAAGAGGGCCUUCACUGUGUAUUCUAGGAUGUUGGUUCAAGGAGUUUCUCCGAAUAUUGCUACAUACAAUCUCCUUCUAGGAGGUCUUUCGGCUGCUGGUUUGAUGAAAGAGGCAGAUGAUUUAUUUGGUGAAAUGCAGGAAAGAGGAUUUGUCCCUAAUGCUGCUAUAUAUGAUACUUUAAUUUCUGGACAUGGCAAGAUUGGAAAUAAGAAGGAAUCAAUAAAACUUUACUGCGAAAUGGUAACUAAAGGUUUUGUUCCCAAAACUAGCACCUACAAUGUGCUUAUUAGUGAUUUUGCUAAGGUGGGGAAGAUGGACCAAGCUAGAGAGCUUUUAAAUGAGAUGCAGGCAAGAGGGGUGUCUCUAAAUUCUUCAACUUAUGACAUACUGAUAUGUGGCUGGUGCAAUCUAUCUAAUCGGCCAGAGUUGGACAUGGCAUGGAAAAUGCCAUAUCGAGCUGAGGCAAAAAGAUUAUUCACAGAGAUGCAAGAGAAAGGGUUUGUUCCAUGUGAAAGUACCCUUUUACGAAUUAGUGCUACGUUUGCUAGACCAGGAAAGAAGGUUGAUGCUCAGAAACUGGUAAAGGAAAUGUAUAAGAGAAAGAAUAUAUGAUAGAUUGGCUCAAAACAGAAGACAGGAGAUGUCUAUUGUGGAUAGCCUACCACUUGAGCACUAAUGGAAGUAUGUGUUACUGCAACAUUCCAAUUCUAUAUUUAGACACCAGGUCCUGAAGUAUUUUCGAAGUUCUUCAUCCCUUUCUGGCAGUCUAUAG